Molecule: messenger RNA, 939 nt
Organism: Phragmites australis (common reed)
Lineage: Eukaryota; Viridiplantae; Streptophyta; Magnoliopsida; Poales; Poaceae
Exons: 1
Coding region: 1-939 (312 amino acids)
Source: RefSeq, a predicted model, not a curated record
AUGGCAUUACUUUGGGGAGAUUGGAAGGAGACGUACGCGAGGGUCCCUAGGAUCUUGAAUGCAAUUGCACACAUCAAUCCAGGGACGAAGUGGUUCAUCUCAACUGGUAGCAUGAUGGUCAGCGAUGGCGGUAUCAUUAAACCGGUCAUGCAGCGUGUGUUUUGGUGCUUCAAUCAAUGCGUGGAGGCCUUCAAACAUUGCCGGCCCGUGAUAAGUGUCGACGCCACAUUCUUGACGGGAAAGUACAAGGGCGCACUGAUGAUUGCUGUUGGCAUCGAUGCAGAGGAUCAGUUGAUCCCCCUAGCAUUUGCGUUGACGGAGGGAGAGCGGAACAGUAGCUGGUCUUCGUUUAUGUGCCUGGUUCGCCAUCACGUAAUUGGAGCGGGCCGACAAGUCUGCAUGAUAUCGGAUCGGCACCAAGGUCUCCUCAAUGCAGCAAGGGAACACAUGGAAGGUUACCCUCCUCUCGUGCACCGGUGGUGCAUGCGUCAUUUUGCUGCGAACAUUUGGAGAAGGCAGAAGAGCAAGGAGGUACUUGCCAAACUCAAAGUAGUUUGCAAGGUUAAAGAAGAGAGACAGUUUGAAAAGAAGCUAGUAGAAUUGGAGAAGAUACUGAACGAGCCUGCGAUAGAGUGGUUGAAGAGCGAAAUAGCUAACAAGUCCAAAUGGGCGCAGGCCUUUGAUGCGGGUGGAUGUAGGUACGGAAUCAUGACAACAAAUAUCUCUGAGGUAUUCAACAACGUCCUUAAAGGCAUCCGUGCAAUGCCGGUUUCUGCCAUCGUUGAGUACACCUUUCAUAAAUGUAACUACUACUUUGUUGAUAGGUGGAAGAGAGCACGCGCAGGUAUUGAUGCUGGUGAGGUGUGGGGAAAAGCCAUUGCUAAGCACCUCACGGCGCAAGGGGGAGAUAUCAGCUACACAGGAAGCUCAGCUCUUUGA